Messenger RNA from Medicago truncatula (barrel medic), 4109 nucleotides. Its product is annotated as probable disease resistance protein At4g27220. Bases 679 to 4071 code for a protein of 1130 amino acids. Gene Ontology annotation, molecular function: ATP hydrolysis activity; ADP binding. The record is from RefSeq and is a predicted model, not a curated record. The transcript has 6 exons. NCBI's taxonomy places the organism in Eukaryota, Viridiplantae, Streptophyta, Magnoliopsida, Fabales, Fabaceae.
UUGGGUUAGUGUACAUCAUGUGCACUGCACAUGUGAACACUGCCUAACUUAAUUAGUUUAUCUUUGAUUGGGUUAGUAAGUAUUUGAAUUAUCGGAGACUGUGUAUCACGUGCAGAGUAGAGUACCACUGUCUAAAUUAAUUGAUGAUUAUGAUUAUGUUUCUGUUCUUAAUUAAGCAGUAAGCAUGCAUCUACUACAUAGUUUAUUCUAAAUCCAAACAUAGUUUCUCAAUUCCUAAAACCCAUCUCAUAGUUCAUCGCUUUUUAACUGAGUCAUGAAUUAAUCUCUUCGUAUUUCUGUUUUGUCUUUCAGAUAUUUAUUAUUUUCCCAUUCCAAUGGCAAAAAAGAGAAAAAAAAACCAAAAACCAAAACUAAAAAAAUAGUGAUGGAAAGUUAUCUCAUAUAUUUUCUGCAUUUUUUAAUUUGUACAUUAUGAUAUGAAUAUGAAGAGAUUGGGUUCAGCUUAGUUUUUAGAGAUUUUAAGUUUCUGCUUUUGAGCCAUUUUGAGUCUUGUUAGGUCGCAUCAUCUAAUAGCAUCGGUUGUUCCGUUGAUUCAUAUCAUAAUCCAGGUCAUUUAGUUUCUUCUUUUGAAGCCAAAUUGCAUCAGUCUUGUAGAUCGCAUCAUCAAUAGCAGAUUUUGACUCAGGUCCCAAAGAAGAGGAGAAGAAACGAAAAUCAAUGGAUAUUUUAAUUUCUGUUGUUGCAAAAAUAGCAGAAUAUACCGUUGUGCCUAUUGGACGUCAAGCAAGUUACUUGAUAUUCUACAAAGGCAACUUCAAGAAGUUAAAGGAUCAUGUUGAAGACCUUCAGGCUGCAAGAGAAAUAAUGCUCCAUUCGGUUGCAAGAGAAAGGGGAAAUGGUAGAGAAAUUGAAAAACAUGUUCUAAAUUGGUUGGAGAAAGUGAACGAGGUCAUUGAAAAUGCAAAUCGGCUUCAAAACGAUCCUCGUCGUCCCAAUGUUAGGUGCUCAGCAUGGUCAUUCCCCAACUUGAUUUUACGUCAUCAACUAAGUAGGAAAGCUACAAAAAUUACAAACGAUGUUGAUCAAGUUCAAAGAAAGGAGGUUUUUGAUCAAAUUGGCUACCUUCCCCCUCUUGAUGUAGUAGCCUCCUCCUCCUCAACAAGAGAUGGUGAAAAGUAUGACACAAGGGAGUUGCUUAAGGAGGACAUUGUGAAGGCUUUAGCAGAUCCUACUUCACGCAACAUUGGGGUCUAUGGGUUGGGUGGGGUGGGGAAGACCACUCUGGUGCGGAAAGUUGCUGAGACAGCCAAUGAACAUAAAUUGUUUGAUAAAGUGGUUAUCACAGAAGUAUCGAAAAAUCCAGACAUUAAAAAAAUUCAAGCGGAGAUUGCAGAUUUCUUGGGUCUGCGAUUUGAAGAGGAGAGUAUUCUCGGCAGAGCAGAACGCCUUAGACAAAGAAUCAAGAUGGAGAGAAGUGUCCUUAUCAUUCUAGAUAACAUAUGGACCAUACUUGAUUUGAAAGAAGUGGGGAUACCAGUUGGUAAUGAACAUAAUGGUUGCAAAUUGUUGAUGACAAGUAGAAAUCAAGAUGUGUUGCUGCAAAUGGAUGUCCCAAAGGAUUUCUCUUUCAAAGUUGAACUUAUGAGUGAAAAUGAGUCAUGGAGCUUGUUUCAAUUUAUGGCAGGGGAUGUGGUUAAAGAUAGCAAUUUGAAAGAUCUACCAUUUAAAGUGGCCAGAAAAUGUGCAGGUUUGCCUCUUAGGGUAGUGACAGUAGCGCGUGCAAUGAAAAAUAAGAGGGAUGUUCAGUCUUGGAAAGAUGCAUUAAGGAAAUUACAAAGUAAUGAUCAUACAGAGAUGGACCCGGGAACUUAUUCUGCUUUGGAAUUGAGUUACAACUCAUUGGAGAGUGAUGAUAUGAGGGAUCUCUUCUUGCUUUUUGCAUUAAUGCUAGGUGAUGAUAUAGAGUACUUUCUCAAAGUUGCAAAGGGGUUGGACAUAUUGAAGCAUGUUAAUGCCAUAGAUGAUGCAAGAAACAGACUUUACACAAUAAUCAAAUCUUUGGAGGCGGCUUGUCUUUUGCUUGAAGUUAAAACAGACGGAAAUAUCCAAAUGCAUGACUUUGUUCGUGAUUUUGCUAUCUCCAUAGCACGUAGGGACAAGCAUAUAUUUCUAAGAAAACAAUCUGAUGAGGAAUGGCCAACCAAUGAUUUUCUAAAAAGGUGCACGCAGAUCUUUCUAAAAAGAUGUCAUACACUCGAGCUUCCUCAAACGAUAGAUUGUCCAAACGUUAAGCUUUUCUAUUUGGGCUGUAACAUUUCUUCUUUCAAAAUCCCUGAUGCUUUUUUUGAGGGAAUGAGAAGCCUUAGAGUGCUAGACUUAACGCGCUUGAACUUGUUAUCAUUACCCACGUCGUUUCGGUUCCUAACAGAGCUUCAAACAUUGUGUUUGGAUUAUUGCAUUUUGGAAAAUAUGGAUGCAAUAGAAGCUUUGCAAAAUUUAGAAAUUCUUCGCCUUUGGAAAUCUUCAAUGAUCAAGUUGCCAAGAGAAAUAGGGAGAUUGAUUCGAUUGAGAAUGCUUGACUUGAGCCAUUCAGGAAUAGAGGUAGUCCCACCCAACAUCAUAUCAAGCUUGACUAAAUUGGAGGAGUUGUACAUGGGUAAUACCUCUAUUAAUUGGGAAGAUGUGAGUUCAACGUUUCAUAAUGAAAAUGCUAGUCUUGCCGAGCUUCAAAAACUACCCAAAUUGACAGCUCUAGAAUUACAAAUUCGUGAGACUUGGAUGUUGCCAAGGGACUUGCAAUUGGUGUUUGAGAAGCUGGAAAGAUAUAAAAUAGCUAUUGGAGAUGUAUGGGACUGGUCUGACAUCAAGGAUGGAACCUUAAACACAUUGAUGCUCAAACUUGGUACAAACAUACAUUUGGAGCAUGGAAUUAAAGCAUUGAUUAAAGGUGUUGAGAAUUUGUAUUUGGAUGAUGUAGAUGGAAUUCAAAAUGUGCUUCCUCACCUAAAUAGAGAAGGAUUUACAUUGCUGAAACAUCUCCAUGUCCAAAAUAAUACUAACUUGAAUCACAUUGUUGACAAUAAAGAGAGAAAUCAAAUCCAUGCGUCCUUUCCCAUCUUGGAAACACUAGUGCUUCUUAAUCUUAGAAACUUGGAGCAUAUAUGUCAUGGUCAACCUUCAGUUGCUUCUUUUGGAAGUCUCAGUGUUAUCAAAGUAAAAAAUUGCGUCCAGUUAAAGUAUCUUUUCUCCUUUACAAUGGUUAAAGGACUUUCUCACCUUUCUAAGAUUGAAGUUUGUGAGUGCAAUUCUAUGAAGGAGAUAGUGUUCAGAGACAACGAUUCAAGUGCUAAUAAUGAUAUCACUGAUGAAAAAAUCGAGUUUCUUCAAUUGCGUUCUUUGACUUUAGAACAUUUGAAGACACUUGAUAAUUUUGCCUCUGAUUAUUUGACACAUCAUAGAAGUAAGGAAAAGUAUCACGAUGUAGAGCCAUAUGCUUCUACUACACCAUUUUUCAAUGCUCAGGUUUCAUUUCCUAAUUUGGAUACCCUUAAAUUAAGCUCACUUCUCAAUUUGAACAAAGUCUGGGAUGAGAAUCAUCAAUCAAUGUGCAACUUGACUAGCUUGAUUGUGGAUAAUUGUGUUGGAUUGAAGUAUUUAUUCUCCUCUACUUUGGUUGAAAGUUUUAUGAACCUCAAACAUCUUGAAAUAAGUAAUUGUCCUAUCAUGGAGGAUAUAAUCACUAAAGAAGAUAGAAAUAAUGCAGUAAAAGAGGUUCAUUUUUUGAAAUUAGAGAAAAUGAUAUUGAAGGAUAUGGACAGCUUGAAGACAAUAUGGCAUCGGCAAUUUGAAACAUCGAAGAUGUUGGAAGUGAACAAUUGUAAGAAAAUUGUGGUGGUUUUUCCUUCUUCAAUGCAAAACACAUAUAAUGAGCUUGAGAAGUUGGAGGUUAGAAAUUGUGCUUUAGUUGAAGAGAUAUUUGAAUUGAAUUUGAAUGAAAAUAACAGUGAAGAGGUUAUGACACAAUUGAAAGAGGUUACUCUAGAUGAACUGAUGAAGUUGAAAAAUAAUGGAGUGGAGAUCCUCAAGGAAUUCUUAGUUUUCAAAAUCUAAUAAAUGUACAAUUGAAACAUUGUGCAAGCUUGGAGUAU